AUGGCCUCUAAGACGCUCGUGGUGGCCGGCGCGGGCGUCGUGGGACUCGCUGUAGCCCGAGCUGCUGCAUGUCGGGGCUUGGAGGUGCUGCUCCUCGAGAAGAACGCGCUCGUGGGGCAGGAGACUAGCGCGCGCAACAGCGAGGUUGUGCACGCGGGCAUUUACUACCCCAAGGACAGUUGGAAGGCCAAGCUCUGCGUUAAAGGACGAGAGCAGCUCUACGAUUUCUGCGAAGAGUUUGGCGUGUCUUUCUCUAAAUGUGGUAAAUUAAUUGUGGCACAUUCGCAUCAGUCCCAACAGCUACAGUCGAUCCUCAAGCGGGGGCUGGAAAAUGGUGUGAACGACCUGAGAUCGUUGACUCAGAGCGAGGCGCGCUCUAUCGAGCCUCUGGUAGACUGCGAUGAGGCAGUGCUCUCGCCCUCCACGGGCAUUGUGGACUCGCAUGGCCUCAUGAUGGCGUUGCAGGGCGAUGCAGAGUCCCAUGGCGCCAUGGUGGCACGGGCUACUGCAGUUCAAGGAGGAAGAUAUGAUAUCAAGUCAAAGACGUUCGUGAUCCAAGCAAUGCAGGACAGUGAACAACAGGAGGUAGAGUGCGACUACUUUGUCAAUGCCACGGGCAUGUUUGCACCGAAUUUGCUGGACAAGAUAGUAGCUCCAGGUGUAGAACGCCUUCAAGCGCUACGUCUGCCUACUAUCCCGGAUCGGUUUGCAAAGGGCACAUACUUCAAGCUCAGCCCAAGGAACCGGCCUUUCACUCACCUGGUGUAUCCGAUUCCUGAGGUUGGUGGUCUCGGUGUGCAUGCCACAGUUGAUCUGGCAGGGAAUGUUCGCUUUGGUCCCGACGUCCAAUGGAUCGACGAGGUCGAAUAUCAACCCGAUCAAUCGAAAGCGGAAGAAUUUGCAGAGAGAAUUCGCGCUUACUGGCCUGCAGCCCGUGCUGAAAUGCUAGAAGCUGACUAUUGUGGCAUUCGGCCCAAGAUUGCCAUUAACGGCGAAAUCUUCGAGGAUUUCUACAUCGCGGAUAAACAUUCGCAUGGCAUGCCAGGCCUCGUACACUUGUGUGGUAUCGAAUCGCCCGGUCUUACUGCCUCUCUCGCCAUCGCUGACACUGUUGUCGACAUGCUACAGGGCAAAAAUUGA
Messenger RNA from Phytophthora nicotianae INRA-310, 1140 nucleotides. RefSeq lists its product as hypothetical. Bases 1 to 1140 code for a protein of 379 amino acids. Gene Ontology annotation, molecular function: (S)-2-hydroxy-acid oxidase activity; (S)-2-hydroxyglutarate dehydrogenase activity. The transcript has 4 exons. The record is from RefSeq and is a predicted model, not a curated record. NCBI's taxonomy places the organism in Eukaryota, Oomycota, Peronosporomycetes, Peronosporales, Peronosporaceae. Gene Ontology annotation, cellular component: mitochondrion.